GAAAAAAAAGUCAACCUCUAAAUUAAAUCAAAGUAAAAAUUUAAAAAGUCAUGAAAUAACUCAAACUGAUUCUAGUAUGAAUGAAGAGGAUGAGUAUGAUAACCAAGAUGAUAAUAGCCUAAAAGUAUUAUGUUAUAACCUGGAUGAAAUGCAAGAAGUUAUAACAAAAAUAAUUGAAGAAGCAGAAGCACAGAAUAAAUCUAUAAAAUUUGUAUACGAGAUUGAAAUAGACCAAGAUAUUCUUUCUACCAUUUCUUUGACUAAACUUGAUUUAGAUAGUAAUGAUCUAAAAACAAUUGAGAAUAGAUUUCUUCAACUUGCCUAUACAUUUAUCAUGCCACUUGAGUUAGAAUCUGGCUAUUAUUGGGAGAAAAAAAUAGAUAGUCAACUACCUAAAAGAGUUAGCGAAGCUCGUGCACCUAUAGAAAGGUAUGCCUGUUUAGAUAAUAUAAAGCUCACUAUAAUUCCAGAAGAGCAAUAUAUUUUAGUUCAAAGACAUCAUAAUGUUGUACAUACAAAACCAACUUACUGGCAAAUAGAGUUUCCAAUCGAAGCAAGAAAAUGGAUUCAAAAUAAUGUUUCAUUUAAUAUAAGAUAUCACAAUUCUGUUGAAGUUAAUUUCAGCUUAAGUGUUUUGCAAGAUAAAUUAGUAGUAAAUCAUAAUAUAAUGAGAAAAAGAAGAGAAAAGUACACUUAUUAUAAAAAAAAAUUUAAUGCUGCAUUAGAACUAUACCAGCAAGAGAUGGAUAAUGAUAACUUCAUAAAAAAUUUUAAUGCAUUGAUGGUAUCAUUAUUGAAAGAGAUUGAAAAAUGCAAAGCAGUAUUACAAGUCUAUAAAUAG
Molecule: messenger RNA, 841 nt
Organism: Cetraspora pellucida
Lineage: Eukaryota; Fungi; Glomeromycota; Glomeromycetes; Diversisporales; Gigasporaceae
Source: the annotation of a GenBank genome assembly